This is a messenger RNA of Onychostoma macrolepis, 5289 nucleotides long. RefSeq names its product myocardin (gene myocd). Lineage: Eukaryota; Metazoa; Chordata; Actinopteri; Cypriniformes; Cyprinidae. Bases 336 to 3227 code for a protein of 963 amino acids. Gene Ontology annotation, biological process: cardiac muscle cell differentiation; smooth muscle cell differentiation. The record is from RefSeq and is a predicted model, not a curated record. The transcript has 16 exons.
UGUGAAUGCAGACGCUCAGAGAAUCAGGCGGCUGUGUACAGCAGAUACUGUACACAGCAUGAUGGGAGUUUGUCGUCAGCAAGAUCCAAACCAUGCACACAUCUGAAGCUCUCAGAGGAUGAUGAGGAGGAGGAAGCUCAGGUGAUUCGACCACAGCUCCUCCAGGACACGUGUUGAGCACCAUUUAAGAACACUACAUAGACAACAUGAUCUGAUCGUCAUCUACUUCUGAGACUGAUCUGAGAUCUGGACCAUGACGAUCACAAACACUGCUGUCGAUCAUUAGUUUCUCAGACUGCAGCUGAUUGGGACACUGGGGGAGCGUGAACAGGGCAAUGAAUGCAGUGAAGAGCAGUGAACAGACUCCACAUCAUAAGUCCAGCAUGAGGAAGCCUGACCUUCAUCCCUCCUCAAACACAGAGCAUAAGAAUGUCCUGCAGCUGAGACUCCAGCAGAGGAGGACACGAGAGCAGCUCGCUGACCAGGGCAUCAUGCCUCCCUUGAAGAGUCCGGCUGCGUUCCACGAACAGAGGAAAAGUCUUGAGCGAUCCAAGACUGGAGAUUAUUUAAAACACAAAAUCAGAAGUCGACCAGAGAAAUCAGAGCUUGUCAACAUGCAUAUUCUACAAGAACCCGCUGCCGAAGGUCCCGCACACGACUCACAGACCAAACUAAAGCGAGCCAGACUGGCUGACAACCUGAAUGAGAGAAUCGCUCUCAGACCUGGCCCGCUGGAGCUGGUGGAGAAGAACAUCAUUCCUGUCGAUUCCACUGUUAAAGAAGCAGCUAUGAAAGUGAACCAUGGGAAGUUCCCGCAGCAGGAGGACUCGUACGUGUUUGAGGAGGACAGCAGCAGUGAGAGUCUGUCUCCAGAUCAGCCGCACAGUGAAGAGUCGCAGUGUUCGGCUGAAGCGCUUACAGAGAACAAGAGCAGCGGCUCGAGCUCACCGACACUCACCAACACCGAGCACGGGUCUCUGAGAAAAGACGGCAGCCCUCAAAACCAGGGGGAGAACAUGACAAACAGCCAGGAAACUCCACCCAUUCCUGUUCCUGCAAUAGUCAAGUCCAAAAUGUCUGAGAAGAACCGGCACAAGAAACCCAAAGACAUCAAGCCUAAAGUAAAGAAGCUGAAGUACCACCAGUACAUCCCGCCGGACCAGAAGGCAGAGAAAUCUCCUCCGCCGCAGAUGGACUCGGCGUAUGCGCGUCUCCUGCAGCAGCAGCAGCUCUUCCUGCAGCUGCAGAUCCUCAGCCAGCAGAAACACCAGCACAACUCACACUCGCAUUCACAUCCACAUCCACAUCAGCAGCAGAGCUUCAGCUACCAGACCCUCAACCAGAGCACGCUCAACAAGGCGUCCGGUGAACAGCAGUCAUCAUGUGCGUCCAGCGUCCAGACCAGCAGCAGCUCCUCGUCUCCAGUGAAGAGCAGCUACUGCAACCCGUCCAUCAGCCCCGUCAGACCUGGACCGCUGCCCGCCAACCUGGACGACCUGAAGGUGUCUGAACUCAGGCAGCAGCUGCGGAUCCGUGGUCUGCCCGUGUCCGGCACUAAGACGGCGCUCAUAGAGCGUCUGCGUCCCUUCAAAGACUCCAGCUGCGCCUCUCCGGCCACUUCUGGAGACGUCAGCGCAGCCACAUUCCCUGUGACGCCCACCGGCUCGCUCUCGUCCUACCAGUCACACGGCACCGGCUUCUACCCGUUCUGCAGCAGCGGCUCCACGCCACCCAUCUCUCCGGCCUCGUCCGAUCUCUCCGUCAGCGGCUCGCUGCCCGACAGCUUCAGCGACGUCACCAUGUCCUCGCCGCAGUUUGGCCUGCAGCCGUCGCCGGCCCAGCUGAGCGCAGACGAGGGCCAGACGAGCGCGCUGGGACCAGACGCCGAGAAGGACAAGAUGCUGGUGGAGAAGCAGAAGGUGAUCGAGGAGCUGACGUGGAAGCUGCACCAGGAGCAGAGGCAUGUGGAGGAGCUGCGCAUGCAGCUGCACAAGAGGAAGCGCAUGCAGGACUGUCCCGCUCCGCCGCCACAGCAGCACAUGAUGCAUCUGCAGCCUCCUGCGCAGAUGCAACAGUUCUACGGCGUGUCCGUCAAGCAGGAGCAGGUGGCGUCCAGCUGUCCUCUGGCUGCCAAGCAGAUGAAAGGCGGCUGCAUGGCUCACUGCGAUCUGCACGCUGCGCCGCACUGCAUGGAGCCGCCGUCAUCUGCAAGCCCCGCCGGCCUGUCUGCGUUCCUGAGCCCUCAGUGUUCUCCUGAAGAUUCGCCCGUCACCAAACCCUCCAGCAGCCCCUCGUCCCCCGGCCAGCCGUACCUGCUGAGAGACUCGCACACGCUGCCUCAGAACGCAAGCAGAGCCGCACGCAACGUACAGUUACAGCAGAAGAGCGCAGGACAGACGGCGAGCUGCUCGUAUCCGUCAGAUCAGAGAAACCUGCAGCCGCUUUACCAUCAGAAUCCAGCGGACAACAACAUCAGCGCCAGAGGAUCCACCAAAGCCAAGAGCAGCAGCAUGCAGCAGAAAGAGGCUCUGUCUCUCUCUCCGCGGCACGUUGAGCCCAAGUCUCCCACAUCCAGCACUGCCUUCUGUAGCUCAGAUCCCCCUGCCUCCGGCAGUAAAGGGCCGCCGUGUUAUGAGGAUGCAGUGAAACAGCAGAUGUCACGCAGCCAGCAGAUGGAUGAGCUUCUAGACGUCCUCAUCGAGAGCGGAGAAAUGCCAGCUAACGCCAAAGAAGAGAGGUCUCCUGUAACCAAAGUUGUGCCUCACCUUACAGUUUCGCCCAAGUUCCACCGACACUACAGUCACAUGUCGCCCUCCAUGCUCGCGUACGAUCACGCGGCGGCUCACGGAGACGCUCAUCUGGAGGCGCUGCUGAGCCCCAUGAGCCGGACGCAAGGUGACGCAGCGCUCCUGAAGAUGCCCGCCGAGGACAGACGCUUGGAGGAGGCGGGCGACGGAUUCAACAGCCGAGACAUGAUGGACACGCCCGUAUCGCCAACGGCCGGAAAGAUCUCAGCGGUCGUCGCCGAGGGACACGGCCUCGGAAUGACCUUCGCGGAGUCGCCGUGGGAGACAAUGGAAUGGCUGGAUCUGACUCCGCCCAGCUCAGCCACCGCCUUCCACAACGGCCUGCCUCCAUCCGGGCCGAGCAUCUUCAACACCGAGUUCCUGGACGUGACCGACAUCAGCCUGAACUCGGCCAUGGACCUGCACCUGGAGCACUGGUGAGGAGAAACAUCAUGUCCACACCCAGAUCUCCAGAUCCAGUGUUUGAUACUGUUUUAUCACGUUCCAUCAAAACUUGAAUUGUUUUGACUGUGGAUUCUGGCAAAGAAUGUUUUGAUUACUGGAAACAGAAAGACGCUCCAAAUGGAAUUGAAUUCAAACCGAGACGUCCGUACCAUCCGUCUGUAAAUAUAUGAAAGCAACUCGAUACUUCUUUAUUUUGUCUGCACAUUUGUGGUGUGGGAAAAACACAUAUUAAUGCAUCACACUAGUAUAUCACGUGUACUCUCUUGUGCUGUUGUAAAUACGAAUUCACACUUGCACCUUGAGCUUACAGUAGGAUGUCACACUUUUUAUGAGCAUUUCAUUCCUUCCUAUCAUGUCAUGUCAUUAAUUUAUUUUGAGAGCGCUAACCUUUGUUUUUUUACAUGUGAUACGGAAGCCUGUUUCCGUCAUGGGAUAAAAUUUUUUUUAAAAAACGAUAAUUGCAUCUUUUUAUCUAACAAUGCUAACUUCUUCCUCACAGUUUUCAGAAAAAAAGUCUGAAUUGCAAGAUAUCAUCUCAGAAUUUUAGCUUUUUUUUUCUCCCCGAAUUGUGAAUUUACUUCAAACAAAUUUGUUUUUUGUUUCCACCACAGAAUAAGUAGUAAAAAUAGGUAACUGACAUUUUCUCAGUUUCAACUUUUUACUUGUAAUUGAGUUUAUAUCUUACAAUUCCGUCUUUUCAUCUUGUAAUUCCGACUAUCUCAUAAUUCUAAGUUUAUACCUAGCAAUUCCAACUGUUUUGUAAUUCCGACUUUCUAUCUCACAAUUCCAAAUUUCUACCUCGUAAUUCUAACUUUCUAUCUCACAAUUCCAACAAUUCCACAAUUACAACUUUCUAUCUUACAAUUCCAAGUUUAUCUCAAAAUUACGACUUUCUAUCUCGUAAUUCUGAGUUUGUAUCUCAUAAUUCUGAGUUUAUAUCUACCAAUGUCCGAUUUUAUAUCUCGCAAUUCCAACGGUAUUGUAAUUCCUACUUUCUAUCUCACAAUUUCAACUUUCUAUUUUACAAUUCCAAGUUUAUAUCUCAUAAUUUUAAGUUUAUAUCUCACAAUUACGACUUUCUAACUCGUAAUUCCGAGUUUGUAUCUUGCAAUUCCAAGUUUGUAUCUUGCAAUUCCAACUUCUUGGAAUCUCACAAUUCUUAGUUUAAAUCUUGCAAUGCAGACUUUCACAAUUCUGACUUUAUAUCUCGUAAUUCUUGCGGGGAAAAGUCCAAACUGUGAGAUAAGAUGUUGCAAUUAUCUUUUUAUUUUUAUGUCACUGCAGAAACAAGCUUCCAUAAUGUUAAUGCUCACACUUCAUGUGAAAGAAAAUAAAUCACUAAAUCUCUGGAGAAUUGAGCUGUAUUUUAGCACGAUCAAGCCAACAUCUCUGGUCAAAAGAGCAAAGCAGAUGAAGUACUUAAAAAAAAAAAAAAAAAAAGUUUCAUAUUUUGCUAAUUUCUUUCCCCGAAGUCUGUUUUGCAUUCUAGAUUAUUAUUAUUACUGCCACUUCUGUUAUUUUGAACAUUCAUUAGUUUUUUUUUUUUUUUUUUAUUAGUUUUUAUUAUUUUUGGAUCUUACUCUUCUGGUGUAUUUAUUUCAACCUUUUCUUUUCAUUGGCAUAUUUAUAUAUAUUUAUGAGACAUUCCUUUUCAUUAAAAACAAAAGUUAGAGUAAACAUACUCACAGUUAAAAGAGUGAUUAAAAUAAUGAGGACACAAGUGUGAAAACAAAUCAUGUUUACUAUAGUAGUGACAUUUUCUGACACACAAACAGUAGGUUUUUAAUACUGUCUGAUUUAUUUGUUGACUUACCAUCCCCGUUUCUCAUUGAAACCUCACUGAGUCCAAUAAAUCACAUUGUAUGAAUCUUAAAUGACAAUCAAAAUGUCCUGAAUCAAAAGCAAUACAUCACGAACUGUGAUGGCCAUUUUUACCAGCACUUGUGAAGAAUGAAUUCUAAUAUAUAGAUUAUAUAAGUUCAACUGUGAAACUGUACUGUGGCAAAUUUGGGACCUGACUUUUUUUUUUUUUUUUUUU